This is a messenger RNA of Priapulus caudatus, 1074 nucleotides long. RefSeq names its product monocarboxylate transporter 4-like. The record is from RefSeq and is a predicted model, not a curated record. Gene Ontology annotation, biological process: transmembrane transport. NCBI's taxonomy places the organism in Eukaryota, Metazoa, Priapulida, Priapulimorpha, Priapulimorphida, Priapulidae. Gene Ontology annotation, molecular function: monocarboxylic acid transmembrane transporter activity. Bases 91 to 1017 code for a protein of 308 amino acids. The transcript has 2 exons.
UGCUAUGGACACUUGAGCCAGUGUAGCUAAAGUACUGAUGCAAUAAUAUUCUAACUAUUGAAGUGGUUUCUUGCAGGCAUUGGAAGAGGAAUGAUUUUCACACCUUCCGUUGUCAUUAACGGACUUUAUUUCGACAAGAAGCGUUCUCUGGCGAAUGGACUGGGAGCAACAGCCGGAGCCGUGGGUGCGCUAAUUUCACCCAUGCUGUGUGUGAAGCUAAUCGAGCUUUACACCUGGCAAGGUGCGAUGAUCAGUUUGGCCGGCAUUUACCUACAGAGCGUAGCAGCUGGCGCCCUCUUCCGGGAAAUACCGCAAUCGUCGAAGGACGCCUUGGCCGAGCGCCGCGGCGAGGGCGGCCGUCUCAUGAUGCCGCUUACGGACACGAAGAAGUUCGUACUGCACUGCCUGAAUUAUCUACUGAAAUCGUUCAGUCUGAGCGUGUUCGUGACGUUCGGUGUGUUGUACGGCGUCCGGCAGGGCUUUAGUCUCUCGCAGGCUGCUCUCAUGAUCACAGUUCUCAGCAUCUGCAACGUUGUGCUGCAAUUCAUCGUGUCGUUGUUCGCCGACCGCUCGUGGUUCUUCCGUCGCAUCGUCUUCGUCGUCGCGACCAUCAUCCUCGGCGUCACCUACUUCUUGUUCCUGCUCGCACGCGAACUGUGGGUGUUCGUGAUCUGCUGUGUGCUGUACGGGUGCGCCUACGGCGCUAGAGCGAGCCUGGAAACGACGAUGCUGGUGGAUUUGUUCGGCAUACAGAAUCUACCGAUGGUUCAGGCGUUCUACCUUUUUUCCUAUGGUAUAGGAGGUCUCAUCGGACCUCUUGCAGCAGGAUUCCUAGUGGACUAUACGGAGAUGGUGAAACCAGUCUUCAUUCUAUCUGGAGUCAUUGGUUUCGGCAGCGCAGCGGCGCUAGGUGGCGUCUUCUAUAUCGACUACAAACAGAGUCACAUGCCGCAAGAAUCAACUCACCAACAAAGUACGGAGACAGUGGUCACCGCAUUAUAUAAAGCGUUUAACUAAUAAUAAUAACUAAUAAUAAUAAUAAUAAUAAUAAACUAAUAAUAAUAAUAAUAAUAA